Messenger RNA from Aureobasidium vineae, 3072 nucleotides. Lineage: Eukaryota; Fungi; Ascomycota; Dothideomycetes; Dothideales; Saccotheciaceae. The record is from the annotation of a GenBank genome assembly.
AUGGAUCCCUCCAGCUCCGCCACUCCCCUAAAAUCCUCAGGAAUCCCAAAGUUCUCUUCCAUCGCAAGACCAUCGGCUUCUAGAUUGCCUGCUCCUAACAAUGAUCACAAAACCGCAUUACCUUCUCCCUCUAAANCCUUCUGCUUUGGUGAAACCGUCUCCUGCCAAAAGGCUCUUCCGAGGCCGCCUUCAUCUGGUAAUGGCUUUCGAUCGAGUAUCUCUGGACCCUCACCUGGCAUCCUUCCGCCCAGGACUUCAUCGCAUCAUUCUACUUAUUCUAUCUCCGAGAAGCCUACCAAUGCCACUAGGAAACCUGCUUCACGUCCGCUAUCUUAUAUUGCGCAAUCUCGAAGACCUGUUUCCAGCAUCAUCACAACUGCUCAACAAGAGGAUUUGAAUGAUCAACUAGGCUCUCUUGGUGGUUUUCGCAGUGCUUCACGUGCCACUUCAAGGCAAGGUGAUUACGAUGAUGUUUCAGCGUUUGAUCAUAUCGACGAGCCAAAAACUCCAGGCGCAAAGAGGGCCCACCGUCUCUCAUUGUCAGAUCGGACUGUGGAAAGUCUUUCGCGGCUCCCCGAGACUCCAGGGACCGACAGGCGAAGGUCCAGUNUUUUCGCGCCACAGAGUCCUAUGGGUCCUCCAUCACGUCCGGCUUCUGCUAUGAGCAUUGACGAAGCACGAGAAAUACCUCGUCCCAAAUCUCUUGCAAAACUGCCUUCGCCAACCAAGAAGUCAUCUGGUAUGGUUCCUCCGACAAGUAAAAUGCCUGCCAAGUAUUCCACUCCAAGGGCACCUUCCUCGGUUGGCAUGGCAUCGUCAAGACUUGGUCGCCCCGCCUCCGUAGCAGGCAAACUUACCACAACGACGAGUACGCCAAAGUUACCCACUUCAAAGCCUCUGCAGCGAACGAGUAGUCUUCGUCAGCCUGGUGCGGGCGUAGUCGCUACUCCCAGACCCAGACCAAUCACGAGCAAUUCGACUUCGGCGAUCAAGCCUAAGCCAACACCUGCAACAGCUGCAAAAAGCGCACCUAUUAAAGAAUCGCAAGCAUCUCCCGAAAAAGUAGCUAGUUCUUCCGCAGCGCUUAGAGACCAGAUUGCGAAAGCCAAAGCUGCUAAGAGGACACCGGGUCUUUUCAAAGGACAGCAGUCGAGUAGUCAAAGCGACGAUGCUACAUUUGAUCCUUUUGCGGAUCCUUUCAACACGAAACCCAAAAACUCCAAUGGUCUUCUACGCAAGAGGAUCGAAGCAGCCCGUGGUGAUGGUCGUCUGAACAUUGCAGGAAUGAACCUCAAGAGUAUCCCGGAUGAAGUCUUGAGCAUGUACGACCAACGAGAAGAUAGCAACAUGAACUGGAGCCAGAUGACGGACCUUGUACGCUUUGUGGCAGCGGAUAACGAUCUUGACACCAUCUCUGAUGACAUAUUCCCGGAUGUUGCUACUGAAGUGGCUAUGAAUGAGGAGAAUGAGUUCAAGGGGUUGCAGUUUCGCAGUGUAGAAAUGAUUGAUCUACAUGGAAAUAGUUUACAGACAGUUCCCGCAGGUUUCCGCUGGCUGGAGAGGUUGACAGCUCUGAAUCUGGUAAGCUUUACCUUGAAAUCGUGCAAGCGCAAUUACUUACAUUCACAAAGUNCUCACAACAAACUGGGCAACGCCAUUUUCGACACUAUCGGCCAGCUCGAGGCAUUGCGAGAACUCAAGCUGGGUAAUAACAACCUAUCCGGCUAUCUUCCUCAAUCAAUAGGUCGCUUGCACAACUUGAGAACAUUGGAACUGCAGCACAACAAGCUCCUCAGUCUUCCGGACGGUCUGCGCGAACUUGUCAACUUGCAGGUUCUCAACGUUGCUGGAAACCAACUCACUGGUCUACCAAUGGACGUUCUAGAAACUCUACCUAUUGUUGAUCUCAAUGCCUCAAACAACGCAAUGGUGGGCGCGUUGUUCCCUUUUAGUGUCUCUGGACUUUCAAAGCUUGAGUACCUGGACAUUGCCAACAACUCGUUAGCCUCGCUGGCCUUUUCUGAGAAUUUGUCACUGCCGGCCAUCAAAUCGAUCAACAUGGCGAGUAACAGGAUUGUCGCGUUACCAGACAUGUCUGGCUGGAGAGAGCUGGUAUCUUUGGCUGCUGCCGACAACAAGAUAUCUUUGCUUCCGCAAGGAUUCACGAGUCUCAAAUACCUCAAGCAGGCUGACCUGACCGGAAACGAGCUCACCAAACUGCACGAAAAUAUUGGUCUCAUGGACUCGUUGGAUGUUUUGAAAGUGGCCGCCAAUCCUCUUCGAGAACGUAAACUGUUGAACAUGUCGACCGAAGAGCUCAAACGUAGCUUGGCUCAACGCCUAAGGACAUCUAGUCAAGGCGACAAGGGUGAUGAGUUCGAAGAUGAGGGAAUCGAUAUCCAGUCACCUCAAGACUCUGGUUCACAAUGGGGCGUUGUCUCUGGCACUCUUGACCUUCGGGACAAAAGCCUCGUAGAUGAUGAUGCCGACGUACUUCGAUCCAUCUUUAGCACAGAAGAUGUUCGUGAGCUCAAACUGGCACGAAACAAUUUUGUCACCAUCCCUUUCGAGAUCUCUUUGGCUCAAAACCUCAAAAUUCUGGACUUGUCAAAUUGUUCCUUGGGAGACAAUUACCUAACAGAAGUCGUGACUUUGACGGCUCUCCAAGAGCUAUUCUUAGGCAGCAAUAAGAUCUCAAGUUGGGAACCACUCUUGAGUUUGCUACAUGCACCACGCCUUUCAUACCUGGACGUAUCCAACAACAGGCUAAUCGGUUCCGUUCCCAGAGUCAGAGACUCUUUUCCUGAGCUGAAGAUUUUGCACGCCGGAAACAACAGAAUUGAUGCUGUCUCCGACGAGGCUCUGGCAGGGCUCCAGUCAGUUGACCUCGCAGACAACAACAUCGGUUACGUACCUCCCGAGAUAGGACUGUUGUGGGAUCAAGGUCUAAAGGGAUUGAGUAUUGGCGGUAAUGUGUUCCGCGUACCAUCACAUCGGAUUCUCGAAAAAGGAACGGAAGCUACGAUGUUGUGGCUAAAGGAAAAAAUUCCGCAAGACGAUGAAACCUUCUAG